UUGUUUAGAAAAUCGUUUUUUGAUAUAAAAUUUUCUUUGAAUGCAAGUUGAACUUCCUCACUUUCAAGUUUCUCUGAGAAGAUGAACUCCUUUGAGUUAGGUGAUGAGUCCGCUCCUCUCUUUCCACUGCCUCCUCAAUUUAUCCUUCCAAAGGAUAAAAGGCCACAACUUUCAGAGGUUACUUCUCUGGAUUCAAUUCCCAUAAUAGAUCUGAGCGAUCCUUCAUCCUCUCUGGUGGUUCAGAAGAUAUCACAUGCUUGUGAGGAAUAUGGGUUUUUCCAGAUUGUGAACCAUGGGGUUCCUGAACAAGUUUGCAACAAAAUGAUGACAGCAAUUACUGACCUUUUUAAUUUGCCUCCAGAGAAAAGAAAAGAGCUCUACACAACAGAUCACACCAAGAACACAAAACUUUACAAUUAUUACCUUCAUGUGGAGGGUGGAGAAAAGGUGAAGAUGUGGAGUGAAUGUUUCAGUCAUUCCUGGUACCCUAUUGAGGAUGUCAUUCAUCUUCUGCCACAAGAAAUAAGGAUUCAAUAUGGGGAGGCUUUCAGUGAAUAUGCAAGAGAAAUUGGUUCAUUGAUGAAAAGGGUUCUUGGUUUGGUAUCAAUAGGGCUUGGAAUAGAAGAAGAUUGCUUGGUGAAGAAAUUGGGGGAUGAGCCUAGACUAAGGGCACAAGGCAAUUUUUAUCCACCAUGCCCAGAUCCAGAGCUAACCUUGGGUCUCCCUCUGCAUACUGAUCUCAAUCUUCUCACUCUUGUUUUGCAAUCACAGGUUUCUGGUCUCCAAGUCAUCAAAGAUGGGAAAUGGAUUGCUGUAAAUGCUAUUCCCAAUGCAUUUGUAAUCAACUUGGGAGAUCAAAUGCAGGUUCUGAGCAACGGAAGAUUCAAAAGUGUACAUCACAGGGCCGUUACGAACAAAUAUGGCCCACGGGUGUCGAUGGCAAUGUUUUAUGGGCCGAACUUGGAGACUAUGAUUGGGCCAAUUGAGGAAUUGAUAGACGAGGAACACCCUCCCAAAUACAGAAGUUAUCGUUUUUCUGAGUUUCUUGAAGAGUUUUACAACCAAGAAGGCUCAAGGAGGAUGGUUAAAGAAGUCUUUGAGUUGCCAAAUUAGUUAUCCAAUAAUGCUGAAUCCACUUUCAUCCUUAUAUGCUGAUAUUAAUGCAGCUCUCAUGGCUACAUCAAUAAAUUAAGAUGAUGAAUGCUUUGUGAUAAAGUUUUUGGAAUCUUUUAAUCAAUAUUCGCAUCUGUCAACAAGCCUA
This is a messenger RNA of Vigna radiata var. radiata (mung bean), 1261 nucleotides long. RefSeq names its product protein DMR6-LIKE OXYGENASE 1. The record is from RefSeq and is a predicted model, not a curated record. The coding region runs from base 82 to 1113 and encodes 343 amino acids. Lineage: Eukaryota; Viridiplantae; Streptophyta; Magnoliopsida; Fabales; Fabaceae. Gene Ontology annotation, molecular function: dioxygenase activity. The transcript has 3 exons.